Metarhizium album ARSEF 1941 is the source of this 6489-nucleotide messenger RNA. RefSeq names its product Autophagy- protein 2. The transcript is spliced from 3 exons. Gene Ontology annotation, cellular component: extrinsic component of membrane; phagophore assembly site. NCBI's taxonomy places the organism in Eukaryota, Fungi, Ascomycota, Sordariomycetes, Hypocreales, Clavicipitaceae. Gene Ontology annotation, biological process: reticulophagy; piecemeal microautophagy of the nucleus; autophagy of mitochondrion. The record is from RefSeq and is a predicted model, not a curated record. Bases 1 to 6489 code for a protein of 2162 amino acids. Gene Ontology annotation, molecular function: phosphatidylinositol-3-phosphate binding.
AUGGCUACCUUGUUCCAGUCAUUUCGAGGCUCAGGCAUGCCCAAACGCCUUCUUCGCUAUGCCUUGUCCCGACUGGACCUGCUAGAUGCCGACGCCCUCGACAUGGAAAACCUCGACCUGGCAAUAGGGAGGAACACCGUUUUUGAGUUCCGAGAUGUUGGCAUCAAGCUCAAGAAGCUUCAAAAACUCCUCAGCCUACCGCCGACUUUUGGUCUUCACAUGGCUAAAGUGCUUCUCCUCCGCAUAACUAUACCCAUGGACUUCUACACAAGUCCCAUUAUUGUUCAAGUUGAUGGUGUUCGCGUCGGCUUAAAGAUUUUUGGGGACACAUCCAAGGCAGGUCGGACGUCAGGCACGCCGACUCGGGAAGCCUUCGUGGUUCCGAAUACAGCCGAUUUGGCGCAAUCUUUUCUGGAAACCCAGCCGAUUUCCGAAAGAAGACAGCUGGAAGAUGCUCUGGCUGCAGAGACCAACGAUUUGGGAGCAUCCGUCACCAUUAGUGAGGAUGGGAGCGAAGACGAGUCUCAAUUUGGUACAGGGCAGCCGCUUUCACUACCAGGAUUUCUGGCAGACUUUUUACAGAGUAUCGUCGACCGAACACAGAUCGUCAUAAAGAAUGUCGUGUUCGAGCUCGACCUGGAGGUUCCCGCCGAGUUGAAUUCAUCUAAACUCGAGCCCAUUUCUCUCCAGGUAGCCAUCGGACAAGUCGACGUUGAAGGCAUCACCACUGACGUUCAAGGGGAGAAUCCUGGUGCUCCGCGAAUCGUCCACCGGGAGGGUAAGCGCCAUGUCUCAUUUUCGAGCGUCCGCGCUUCCUUAAUAUCCGAAGUUGAUGCCUUCGCCUCCUUCACUCGAACGCCUUCAACGACCUCUCCAUCUUUUGCCUCGUCACCGGCAAUGACGAGAAACCCACCAUUUCGACAAGCCACUUUCCUAUCACAAGGUAGCUUCCAUGAACAGCCUAUGGCAGCCCUCCAGGAAAGUUUUCGGGAACGCCUGUCGGAUGAUGAUGACAAUGAAGAUUCGGACAGCCAAGACUACCCUCUUGGUGACAGCGAGGAAGCGCUAGCGAUACCAUAUGACUUCUCAGAUAUGGAACGUGCCCUAGAAGAGAAACCCGAGGACGCACUCGGCGAUCGAAGCCCAUCGACGCCCCGCGCAUCGAAAUAUUUUGACUCCAAAGUAUCCCCAAGAUCUAGUCACUUAUUUUGUUCUACCGAGUCUAGCCUGACAUCGCCAACACAGGCUCAGGCGGCUACCGAGUUCCAAGGGUCCGGUCUUGGCGCUGAACAUGAUAAUUUGACGCAUGCUGAACGGUAUCAUGAGACUGGCUUGUCUCAUCUGGCUCCUUCAGAACUGUGUAGCCAAGCUUCCCCUAUGCCAGGAAGUCAACUGCCGUCGGGGUCCGCGUCUGAGACAGACUUGGCAGAGUCGCAGAUCUACACACAUGAGGAAGCAGAAAGUAUGUAUCUGAGUGCGUUUUCACAGACCGCGGCUCAGCGAAGUUCGGCCUUCGUAGAGGAGCAAGCUCCCGACGUCUCCCUCGAUAUGCCCAAGAAUAUCAUAGAGACGGUGGAGAUGGAGAAGUCUCGAGUACUAGGACGUUCACAACCAAUCAAAGCACAACAGGACGCUGGACCUUUCCAGAAAUCAGAGACACGAGAGACAAUGGAUAUACCAACCAAAGACGACGUGGAGCGACCUCCUGUAACGCCCUUUACACAGCACAUAGAAGAUGCCCCACCAAGAACACCAACUAUGCCAGGCGCCUGGGACGAUAAUAUCAACACAGACCAUGAGACCAUUGUGCAUUCUGCGGAUAGAGCCGGUGGAAAGGAGCCUGCUGCCAGUGGCGAAAAAGCUGGAUCUGAUGGCAACAGCACCAUGUCAUCGCCCGCAUUUAGUCAGGCAUCACUAUUGCGCUCUUUGCGGCAACCGCUCCUCAGCCCUGGGUUUGAAUCGUGCGCAGACGAUAGUAUUGCCACCCCCAGAAGCCCUCCAAAGCUGGUCAAAGAGAUUAUGCGGCUCAACAGUGCUUCAAUCUACCUCCCUACACAGCAUCAGCACAUUCAUGUUCACGUCGACUCCCCCGCAUCGCUCAGUCGACUGUCGGAAUCGUUGGGGCAAUCAUCAUCUAUCUACCCUCAGGCGCCUGGAGCAUUUUCAAUUCAUAGCUCCUCAUCGCCUAGACAACCCCAGCCUGCACGGGGAAAAGCAGCAGACAGCAGCGACAGCGGGGUUUUAGAAGCGAUUUUGUCUCCAGUCACUAUCAACUUUGAUGCGUCCAUUGCCUUCUUACUGGCUAUGGCGGUGGAGAAGCUUCUUCAAGCCAUGGAGAUUGGGAAGCGGCCCGGUCGACAGGCAUCAUUACCGACACAGCAGGACUCGAAACCAGCAGCUGUUCCCCGUACGAAAAUCCUUGCUGAGGAGAUCACAGUCAAUUUUCUUAAUAGGCUAAAUGGCUUGAUCAAUCCUUCACAUCCGCAUGUGGAUUUUCCCCCACUUAAUGUUCAUGAGGACGUUCUAUUGAAUAUGACCCUUACGAAUCUAAAAAUUUCGAGUAUUCCUGUGUCAGAUGACACGAAAGUUUCCAUAAUGGCCAAUAGGCCCUGCUUGCCUAAGCGAGGUGACACCUUUACAAAGAUUGACGUUGGAAAAUUCCGCUUCGGGUACGCCAGGGGUGACAUUUUGUCGUUCGAUGGCGCAAGACAGAUGAGCACAUCUAUCAGAGACUCUUUCCUUUCCACCGGACACGAUAUCGGAAUCGAAAUACUGCAAUCCGCUGAUACCAUUCGAACGAGCGUGGAAACACUUCCGCUGGUCGUUCAGAUCGAUUUGCAGCGACUUGACGAAACCUUUGGUUGGUUCGGUGGACUCAGCAGCUUCCUUAACAUGGGCGCUUCGAUGACUUCCAGCCCGCCACCAACAACAAAGUCUCUCCAGACUGUUUCGCCAAAGCCACGCGGUGUUCGAUUUGACACACCAAUUGAUCCGACAGAUAAGUCAGCCUCAGCGCAGAACAAGACGAACUUGAGAGUCGGAGGAGCAUUGAUAGAGCUUGUUGGUAAAGACUGCAGCGUGGUUGCGGAGACCAGCGCUUUGAAGGUCGUCAGCAGAGAUGCGGGCGUUGGUAUUGGUUGUAGUAGAAUACGAAUUUCGGGCCCCUAUCUCAAGUAUUCCAUGGCAGACCCGUCCAUUAGUGCAGAGGUCGGGGGCAUGAGGCUGGAGUUUCUCUUGGCACCCAAGGAUUCAGACCUUGAAAAACUGCUUGAGCUCAUCAUUCCCUCCAAAGUCAAGUUUGACCACGGAAACGAUGAAGUGAUGGUCGACACUCUCCUGCGACAGAGAAGGAAAGGUUCCGUGUUGAGAGCAACUUUGGAUACUGUCAACUUGACCGUCAAGAACAUCGGCCAGCUUUCUGCGCUCCCAGCGCUUGGCGAGGAGAUUUCCAAAUUGGCAGCAGUCGCCAAGUACCUACCAGAGGAUGACCGGCCUGGCCUGCUCACGCUGACCAGAGUACAGAAACUUUCCUUGAAUUGCCGACUUGUCGAACGUAUUGGCCACAUUAGUUGUGACAUUCGAGAUCUUGAAGUAGGCCAAAUUACCGUCCCAUCUCUGAUUGCUGUUGCAGUUCACAGCAUCGACGUCCGGCGAAAUGGAACUGAGGAACUCGUUGCUUCCAGCCUUUUAGAGGGCGCACCGGGUCCGACAACGAACGGUCCAGUUGUCAUGCUGCGGAUGAUUGGGGAUGAAAUCGAACCGAUCAUGAAACUCAAACUUCAAGAUUUGAGAUUUGAAUAUAGCGUCGCCACUGUAAUGGAUUUUCUCGAGCUUGGAAGCGAUGCUACGCCACAAGAUUUCGAGGCUGGCCUUGCAGCGUCGGUUUCAAACUUGGGAGAUCAAGCUCAUGCCGCUCUUUUGCGCCGACCGGCUUCACCCAGCGCCGAGAAGGCCACAAGUCCCAACAAACCCACGACUCUAGACUUGGCUUUGAGAGAUUGUGUUGUCGCGCUGAACCCGUAUCGCCUGCCGUCAAAAAUGAUUGUGGCGCUUACCGAUGCGCGUGUGCAAGCCAUUUUGCCCAACAAUGGCAGGACGAAAGUUUCAAUUGGCGUUAACAAGGCUUCCGUUCUCUUAAUAGACGACGUCAAACAAAUUCAAAACAUGGGUGGGCGGGUCGAAAUACCAAGAGUUCGAUCGGCAUCGCCUGUCUCUACACAGGUAGAAGAGCUCUGUGCUUUGGGGUUUGUAGACAUAUGCUACAUAUCAUCAGCGAAUGUUGUCGUUAUCCUCAUCCCCGAUGCAAAGGCCGAGACAAAAAUCGAAGUUGAAGUACGGGACGACCUCUUGGUGUUGGAAACAUGUGCUGACUCUACGCAAACGCUCAUUACUUUGGCCAAUGCCUUGAAGCCUCCGACCCCUCCAUCGAAAGAAAACAAAUACAGAACAAAGGUCCUUCCGGUACAAGACCUUCUAGCCUCCAUCUCCGCUGAGGCAUUUGGAAGACCAGAAGGUGAAUACGACUUUGAUCAAGAUUUUGCGGGGGCACAGGAGAUGGCAGGAAGCGGUUCUGAAGAUGGGUUGGAGAGUGACAAACCACUUUCUGUUGACUCGAGAUUUUACGCGUCGAACCAAGCAGGCGAGGAAUUGUUUGACGCAACAAGGAGCAUGGAAACAUCGCAAGGUGCCUUGAUGGAAGACACGAAUGAAGGCGUCCUGCUGACCGGAUUCAACCAGUCUCAAAGUGAGUUGUCUCAGAGCACUGACGACGACCUGGUGAUACAUGAGAAUUUCUAUGAUGGGACCACGCCCGAAGAACAUGGGGCGAUGGUGUGGAACUCAAACAAGAAUUCUUACGACAGAGCACCGACCAGCCUCAUUCAUGCUAGUCCGGUAAAGGUUUCUGUACGGGACGUGCACGUUAUCUGGAACCUGUUCGAUGGUUAUGAUUGGGCCGACACUCGUGAUGUCAUUGCAAGGGCCGUGGAAGACGUCGAACUCAAGGCUACCGAGCGCCAGUCCCGACGAUCUGGUCUUCAGCCUUAUGAGGACGGAGCCGACGGUGAGGAGACUAUCGGGGAUUUUCUGUUCAACUCCAUCUACAUUGGAAUACCCUCCAACCGGGACCCCCAGGACCUAGCGCAGGCCAUCAACGAGGGGCUAAAUGAUAACGCGACAGAAACAGAGUCUGUAGCGACAACCACCGUUACCAUGAAUACGACUCGAGCGUCACGACGAAGCUAUCCCAAGUCCAAGCGCUUGCGACUACAUCGCAGUAAGCAUCACAAGAUCACAUUUGAGCUGCAGGGCGUGAGUGUCGACAUGGUCGUGUUCCCACCUGGCAGUGUAGAGACGGUCAGCAGUAUUGAUGUUCGGGUUCAAAAUUUUGACAUUUUCGACCACGUCCCUACAUCGACAUGGAAGAAAUUCGCGUCCUACGACCAAGAUUAUGGAGAGCGUGAAAUGGGCUCCAGCAUGGUCCACAUCGAACUGCUCAACGUGAAGCCGAUUCCGGAACUGGCUGCUUCGGAGAUGGUCCUUCGUGCAACAGUGUUGCCACUACGACUGCAUGUGGACCAGGAUGCCCUGGACUUUAUUACUCGGUUCUUCGAAUUCAAGGACGACAAAGUGCCCGUUCAUGCGUCGCCAAGCGAUGCGCCCUUCCUUCAGCGCGCGGAGGUGAUGGACAUUCCAGUCAAGCUCGACUUCAAGCCCAAGAGGGUUGACUAUGGCGGUCUGCGAUCUGGCCAUACCACCGAGUUUAUGAACUUUAUCGUGCUGGAAGAGUCUCGGAUGGUUCUCCGUCGCACCAUCAUUUACGGUGUCGCGGGCUUUGAUCGCCUUGGCAAGACGCUGAAUGACAUUUGGAUGCCAGAUGUCCGAAACAAUCAGCUCCCUGGGGUUGUGGCUGGGCUCGCGCCUGUUCGAUCUCUAGUGAAUAUCGGUAGCGGGUUCAAAGAUCUGAUUGAGAUUCCUUUGCGCGAGUACCAAAAGGAUGGCAGGGUCAUACGAAGCAUCUCCAAAGGGGCGGUUGCAUUUGCCAAGACGACUGGCACAGAACUUGUCAAGCUCGGCGCCAAACUUGCUGUGGGAACGCAGUAUGCUCUCCAGGGCGCGGAAGACAUGCUUACCCAGCGCGGCCAACCAGAGGGCAACUGGGAAGAUGACGACCUGGGCCCGGAGGAUAGGAAGCAGAUAUCGUUGUAUGCGGACCAACCCACGGGAGUCUUGCAGGGCAUCCGGGGUGGGUUCCGGUCACUAUCUAGAGAUGUCAACCUUGCACGGGAUGCCAUCAUCGCAGUGCCCGGAGAAGUCAUGGCAACCCAAUCAGCGAGUGGUGCUGCCAAGGUCAUGUGGAAGAGAGCGCCGACGGUAAUAUUCCGACCUGCGGUUGGUGUGACCAAGGCCAUUGGACAGACACUUAUGGGAGCAACCAAUGCCUUGGAUCAGGAUAACAGGCGGCGGAUUAGCGAGAAAUACAAGCACUGA